Molecule: messenger RNA, 1094 nt
Organism: Prunus mume (Japanese apricot)
Lineage: Eukaryota; Viridiplantae; Streptophyta; Magnoliopsida; Rosales; Rosaceae
Source: RefSeq, a predicted model, not a curated record
GCUCCUAGGCAAUACCAAACAAGGCAAUGGAAAUAAAAAUGAAGUUACCUCAUUAUUCUGGAACUUGCUCAUAAAUACAACUCUUCUCCUACAAGGAAGCCAAGAUUAAAUUUUACAGAGGAAAAUCAUGGGCAGCUUAACAGAAGAAGAACUUAUGCAAAUGGUGAGAGAUUUCCAUGAAUCAGACUCAUCAGCUCCACCACCCAACUCAUUAUCAUCUUCACAGCCCCUCUCUCCUCCUCAUCAAAUCAAAUAUCUCACUUUACAGGAGAUAAUAUGGAGGGCAACCGAUUGUGAGAUUGAGAUUCUUGAGAAAGUGUUGAUGUAUUUGAGGAACACUGAGACUUUGAUGGAACCCAACAAUCUGAAAAACAAAUGGGUUGUGAUGAAACUAAAAAAGGAUGGUUAUGAAGCCUCCCUUUGCAAAACUUCAUGGGUUUCUUCUUUUAGGCUCUCUGAAGGUCUCAAUUUGAACUGGCAAGACCUACACAAAACUACAAGCAGCUCAAAGACACUCUGCCCACCAUCUUUGUUGGGACAGAAGAAAAGCUUGACAAAAUUAUAUCUCUGCUUUGCCCAGCUGCAAAACAAUCUCUUAAGGAGAAUGGCCUCCGUGUUCCUCCUUGGAGAAAAGCCAAGUACAUGCAAUCCAAGUGGCUCUCCAAAGAUUGCAAGAAAGUCUCAAUCAAUCUGGAAAUGGGAAUUAUGGAUCAUAAGAGUGAACCCCAAUUUACAACUACUCAUUGAUCCCAGCAAAAUUAGGACUAAUUGGGCAUGCCAUUUUGAAGCUGCAGAGAAGAGUACAGAUCAAUGUUGUGAUCUUGGAUCUUGGACACCAUUUUCAAUUUUCCUUUAAUUUUGAUCCCCUCUCAAUUUUCUUUUAUUUCAGGUCAAUUUUGUUGGGGCAGACCUCAAAGUUUUGUAUGUUUCCAGAGCUAUUUCCUAGGUGUCUCAGAGCCAGACAUUUUUGUAUUGGUUUUUUUUACUAGUAUUCUGCUCAUGAGGGCCUCAGUUGCUGACUGAAAUUAACUUGCUCAUCAAGUCUUGAGACUGUUUUGAAGCAGAAGGAAUUAAUGGAGAAACGCAUGCCAACA